UCGUGCCACCCCGACCCCGUUGAUCAAACACUUUGGGAAGUGUUUAGAGGUUGUUUUCCAGAGGAAGGUUUCUAUCAUUUGCAUGAAUAUUUGGCGAUUUUGGCGGCGAAACAUGAAUCAUAUGGCCUGCAUAGCCGUACUCAUGUGCACGACAAUAAGUCACUUAUCCACCACUGUGUCAUCCCAAACUGAUAUGCACGUUCGGCAUUAUCCGCCCGGUUGGUUUGAAGCGCCCAGCUCCUUUGAAGAUUUCCCAGUUGCGCAGAUAGCCAGUGAAACCGUGACUGUUAUAAACCCAUGGUUAUACCUGCAAAGAAUGGGGAUUUUCAGAUUGAUGGUGCAGUAUACCCAAGGGUACUUCAAUUCCUGGGGGUAUAACAACACAGGGAAUCUUCUUUGGGGACUUCCGCUCCAGUUCGGUUGGCAAAUGUCCUCUGGACGUCUUAGCGAUAUGGCAGUUGGUCAGGGUCGUUGUGCUGAGUCACUCUGUGUGUCCCCAAACAGCUGGUGGGCCGAUAUGAAUUACUACCUCUCCGUUCUACCGUUUCUGGGCGCCUUGAAAGCUGGGCUGUUUCCUCUCUUAAAACAUCCUGUUUAUAUUUCUAAGCCAGCUAAUGUGAGCGACGUGGUCAAAGAUAAGUUCUGUACAAGUAUUGAAGAAUGGACAGAAAAACACCCUGAGGUUAUAAACGAUUGGGCUGACUUCUUUGCCCAAGUUAAAGGUGGUUCCGACGAUGGUAACCAUGACGUAACGAUCGCCCUCAUGUGGAAAGCGCAUACUACAUCGAUAUUGACAGCACAACCACUCUUCACUGAAGAGGUCAGUCUUAUGUCUUUACCUGAGAGAAAAUUUGGUGUGGGCUGGGCCCUACUUGUGGAGUUCAUCGCAACGACUUACUUCCAAACAAACCUCAAUAAUACCGCUGACCAACAGACUGCCCUGCCGCCACGAAUCUUGAGGGGCAGCGACAAAGUUCCUUUCAUCCCAGAUUUUACCGCGGCACAAAAUCGUGUCCUUUUGGCUAUCAAUCUUUUCCACAGUACCAAUGUUGACACCAAAGGGCUAUUACUGAAGGUCUGGCGAAGGGCCAUGUGCUCUCCCAAGGGGCGCGCUGUAGGAAGGAGCCUUCUGGAGAGCAUUAAAGAUGACCCUUGGAUCAUUACUCGAAAGUUAUUCAAGCUUCUUUGGGGCUUGUUUAUCUACCCUUGUAAGGGUUAGGUCACUAAAUAAUAAUGAAUAACAGAAUUUUCAUGUUUUCUUUUUUAUCUCCUUUUCUCACUUUAUUCUUUGGGUUAAGGGUUGAUCUCAUUUCGGUAACGUAAUUGUCACGCAAACUCGCAACAUUUUGUUGAGUGGUCACGCAACACUUUUAUCCAAAUCACUAACGACGUUUGAAUUUGACACAACACAUGUGACAAGCUCUACUGGGUGUCGAGCUCUGACGUCGGCUGCAGAUGAAAAACUGUGAGAAAAAUCGAUCAUUAAUUUUCGCUAAAAUUACGAUAAAAGACCUCGUUACUGAACGCAUACACUCAUUUUUUUUAUUUUAAAGUGAUGGCCAGCAAAGCCUUAUUCUACUUUUAGUGUCUAAUACAGGUCUCCGAAAAGUCACACAUUAAAGAAAGAAAUACAAUCA
Stylophora pistillata is the source of this 1637-nucleotide messenger RNA. RefSeq names its product protein LEG1 homolog. Lineage: Eukaryota; Metazoa; Cnidaria; Anthozoa; Scleractinia; Pocilloporidae. The record is from RefSeq and is a predicted model, not a curated record.